AUGAGGCCGCACCUCAAGUUUGCCGCUUUCUCCAAUCCUUGCAACAUGUCUGCAUCAUUCAAUGUUGUGUACGGCAACAUAACCAAGCGAGUUGAAGCCCGCAAAAGCGAUACUGUACACCAGCUUACCAACAUAUGCAUGCAAAAGUACAAAAUAGAUUCAAACAUGCGUGGAGAACUUCACUACAAUGGCAAACGACUCGACAGUCUGCUUCCAAUUCGUCUAGCCAAUUUGGCCAAUAAUUCGAGAUUGACGUUACUGGUGCAAAGUGUGGGGGAUUCCAAGGAUAAAAAUGUAAAUGUGAAGCUUAUGGUUGUAUUUCCAGACAAUAAAACUCAUACGUUCAUACUGACGGUACCGGCAAACAUCAUGCUAGUAAAGCUAGUUGAAAGCAUGGAAAAAUCGAACAAUGUUGAUCUCAUGGAGGUUCCUGGCUACUAUAUGAAACUUUCUGUUGUCAACACACAGUUGAGUAGCUUGGAUGAGAGGUUUACUACGGUUCGUCUCAACUCGAUUAUUGGUUUGGAUGUUUCCAGCUUGGUGAUACGUUUGAGUUACUCAAGGGUGGAUAACCAUGAAACAGUCUUGAAGCAGAAGGAGAUUGUCAAGAAGCAACUUGAAGAGCAACAAAAGUGGAACGAACGUCGUGAGUUGGAAAGAGUGGAGAGGGAGAGACAAAGUGCACAAGAAAGAGAGCUUUCAGAAACAAGACAAGAACCAGUAGAUGAAGCUAACUCCAACGAAAAUGAAACUAUUUCCAAACAAGCGCCACUGAACCGGUUCGUUGAUCAACCACCCCAACCAAGCAUUUCCAGCGUUUCGAGUCGAGUAGACCAUACGACCCAUGUCGAGCCAAAUCCAGUGGCGCAGCCUACAUCCCAAAAUAACCUGCAAAAACCAGAAAGCGCCGAGUAUUUCAUACCCUCGGAUAAACGCUACAUUUAUGAAAAUUCUGACGAUGACUACGACAUGACGGUGACCCAAGCACAAAAGUACCACAAGCUAAUUCAGGAUUCCGCAGCUAGAAAGGCUCCCAAACAAGCUCGCAAACCACAAUCGUACUCUGUUCGUAUCAAGUUUCCCGACAGAUCAUUGCUUCAAUUGGCAUUUGCAGCCGAUUCUAAGUUUGGACAAAUUCUCAAGGAACUCGACCACUACAUCUUGCCAGCAUACAAAGAAAAUUACCACCUUAAGGUGGCCUACCCUCCUUUCAAAAAGCUCGAAUUUUCAUUUCUGGCCAACAACACUAGGUUAGACGAACAUGGAGAGUUUGGGAGUAACGAAAAUAUUGUUCUACUUUGGGAAGUUACCGACGGUGAUGCAUCUGGUCCCUUUAUCGACACCAAAUUGGUCAAUGCGAAAGAAACUACAGAAUUGCCUGAAAUCCAAUUAGAAUCGAACCGGGGGCAGCUUCCAGAUGAUACUCAAAAACCACAGGGUAAGAAGUCAACAUGGUUGCAAAAGACGUUCAAGAAGUAA
Molecule: messenger RNA, 1479 nt
Organism: Meyerozyma guilliermondii ATCC 6260
Lineage: Eukaryota; Fungi; Ascomycota; Pichiomycetes; Serinales; Debaryomycetaceae
Exons: 1
Coding region: 1-1479 (492 amino acids)
Source: RefSeq, a predicted model, not a curated record